Dentiscutata erythropus is the source of this 601-nucleotide messenger RNA. NCBI's taxonomy places the organism in Eukaryota, Fungi, Glomeromycota, Glomeromycetes, Diversisporales, Gigasporaceae. The record is from the annotation of a GenBank genome assembly.
ACAAAAAGGUCCGAACUUGAAAAGAAUUUUGGAACGAAUUAUGAGAAGUCGGAGAUUAUAAAAGACAUGAUAAUUGAACAAGAGAUAGAACGUGAUAUUCAAGGUGAACUGUCACCACGAACCAUGAAUGCUUUAUGGAUGUUGAUAUUGUUACAACUUUCAAAGAUUUGUUCUGAUGUUAGACGACAAGUACGUAACGGUGCGAAUCAAACUUUGUUUCGUACUAUAGACAUGAAUGGCGCCGGUUUAGAAUCACAAACUUGGCAUACCUGUAUUUGGAAAAUCAUGGUUCAUCAUUCACGAAAUACAGUUGAUAAACAAUGGGACGAAACCAAAGUAUUAGUAUUAACGGGAAUGUCUGGAAUAAUCAAAAACUUUUUACCAUUCUUGAUUAAUUUAGAAGAUUUUAAACAAGCUUGGGAAUUAUUUUUGUUACAUUUACAAGAAUCAUGUUUAUAUUCAAGUCUUGAAGUUGCUUUUGCUGCCAUCAAAUCUUUAAACACGAUAAUUCAAUUUCCCGAAGAUGAAAUUCAUUCUAAUUUACCUAAAAAGAGCAUUUCACUUUUAUUUAAAAAUGCCUGGAUUACUUGGGAGAGAAUAG